This is a messenger RNA of Trypanosoma grayi, 597 nucleotides long. RefSeq lists its product as hypothetical. The record is from RefSeq and is a predicted model, not a curated record. Bases 1 to 597 code for a protein of 198 amino acids. The transcript has a single exon. Lineage: Eukaryota; Euglenozoa; Kinetoplastea; Trypanosomatida; Trypanosomatidae.
AUGCCAUUUCGUGGGUUCCCGUUUCUGAAAAGGAAGUCAUCCCUGCUCAGGAUUGAAGGCGCUAGUAACUCAGAACCACUGAACAAGCGAAAGGAUAGUAUAGAUGAGCGAAAGGAGCGACUGCAGCCAAAGCAAGUUGGAAAUCAGUCAAUACCAUCGCAGCAGUCUGUAUUCGUGAGCUAUGAGGAAAUUCCCCCAAAAAGGCGCACUGCGCAACAAAGGAAAACUACCACCAGCUUCACGAACACGCUUCCGCCAUUAAACAGCGGGAGCCUCAGUAACAACAGCAAUGUGAAUCUACGGAGUAUCAGGUGGUCACAUUCUGAAGACGACGUGGCGAAUACGUUACUGGGUGUGUGGAAGCGCCCGUUGCAUGGUGAGCAGUUCGCGAGCAUCCUCCCGGGGUUAGGCCAAGCGAAUAAAAUGGUGCAAUGCAUGACCAGCAGCGGGUGGACUGAAGGGCAGUCGUCCGCUGUGGGCGCAGCGUGGGAGACCAUCCCGAAGGUGACGGCCCCCGACGAGCCGUUAGUCACGCUGCUGCAGUCCGAUGCGUCGCUUGGCUCACUACUCUCGUUUUCGAGCUCCGUGGAAAUUUGA